Molecule: messenger RNA, 1737 nt
Organism: Amborella trichopoda
Lineage: Eukaryota; Viridiplantae; Streptophyta; Magnoliopsida; Amborellales; Amborellaceae
Product: basic helix-loop-helix (bHLH) DNA-binding family protein
Molecular function (GO): protein dimerization activity
Source: RefSeq, a predicted model, not a curated record
UGUAACUGCAUUCAUCUCUCUCUCUAAACAUCCAGCAUGGACAAUGUGUUCUUUAUGGACGUUGAUACAAGGACAUUGUUCAUAAGAGCUCUGGUUCGAAAGCUGGGGUGGACCUAUAUCUGCCUGUGGGCUUGUCAAUUAUACCCAUCUAAGUGCUUGGUCUUCAUGGAUGGCUGGUUCAACGACGAGGGCGGCCAGCCCAGCUCCUCCUCGGGAAGCUUUCCUCGAACACUCUUUGAAUCGUAUUGCCAAUCUCUCCUCAGUCUUGAUAAUGGUGUUCCAGGACUGGCUCAUAGCCAUGGAAUGGAGGACGGACUGUGGCUUGGAGGCGAGGGUCUUAUCAAUUUGGCUUCUACCGAUAACCAAAGGCGUUUUUAUCAGGGAGCAGGAAUCGAGAAUGCCUUUUUCAUGAGCUGCCAGAGCGGAGUGAUCGAGCUCGGCACAUCGAACCCCAAUGUCGACUUGAACAUGAACCCAAAGAAUCUCAUCACCGACGACGUCAUCCGCCAAUUCCAACAGCGUGAGCCUCCUCCCUGGGCUGACCCGAGCCGAGCCUCAUCCUCUUCCUCAUCCCUGCCAUCACUAUCCGUAGGCAGCCCGGAGUACUCAAACCCAGCAGCAAUCACUCCUCCACACUUGACCAUACCUGCACCAGCAGCCCACUCCAUCACGCUGACAAGAAUGCUGCCAGGAGGCAUUCCUACAUCGUAUGAAGCGAUAAUCACAAGGGCAAUUUUGGAUGUUGUUUCGUCAUCACCAUCAUCUCUUUCUCGAGUGGGAGCAUCUCGACCUAGCCAGAGGCCUGGGGCCUUUCAAAGAUACAACAGUAGCGGCGGGGUCAAGGCGGAGAGGAGAGUUGGGGUGAGUCAAAGAUUGUUUAAGAGAUCGAUCGCGGUUUUGCGGAGAAUACGAGAGGUGAGGCAGAGAGUGGAGGAGGGUGCCGCUGCCGGUACGAGGCCAGCGAGCAGCACACAGCUGCACCAUGUGAUAUCGGAGAGGAGGAGGAGGGAGAAGCUCAAUGAGCUCUUUCAGGCAUUGAGAGCCAUGCUUCCUCUGGAUUCAAAGAAAGACAAAGCAUCGAUCUUAUCAAGAACGAGGGAGUACUUGGGGGAGCUAAAGGUUCAAGUCAAGGAGCUCAACGAGAGGAACAUAUCAUUAGAAACACGUUUAUCAUCAAGGGGAGUGAUCAUCGCAGAGACAGCUCUCGUAGCGAGCCAAGAAAUUGAAACUGUUGAAAUUACAGAAACUGCAGAUGAUCGUGAAAUCGAGCUCAGAGUGCGAGUUGUCCUGGAACAUCAUGGGCUAGAGGACUUGGUAGUGAGGAUUUUGCAACGCCUCAAGAGAAUGGAGGGUUUUCGCGUAUUAUCGGUAUCAGCUGAUAGCCAAGUUCAACCGCAAUUCGACACAGCCAUCUUCCGAUUCAAUGUUCAGGGUGGGAGGUGGGAUAAGUCUUGGUUCGAGGAAGAAAUAAGGAAGGAGCUCAUUGAACUCCAACAUACGUAGACAAUUGACUAAUUUUAUCAUACUUUCUCAAAGGAAAGAGAGAGAGAGUGAGGAGAGAAAAAAUGUAGCCCUUGGAUUAUCAAGAUGGAACAUGGUCUGGAACCCAAAAUUGAAGAUCCCUACGCCGCCGCUCUGGACCAUGAAGUAGAGAGCUUCUUCUCCAUGUUCUUACUCAUCACCAGCCUUCUCCUACAAUUUUUGUUUAAUUCCUUUUUUUAUUCUCCUCUGCCUCCU